UGUGGCUCAUUUAACCGCUGUCAGUGCGCAUCACAUGGCCGCCGCUGUAACCAACUUCUCCAACUCCAACAGAGAAAGUGGCUCAAAGGCGCAUUCUGUCACAUUUGGAUAAGAAGCGACCCCAAGACCGAAGCCUGAGUGAAAUAUUGCGUGGACAAUAUUUUUUUAAAUAUAUUUAUGCCUUCUCGGAUUAAUUUUCAUCUCAAGUUUGUUUCAUUAAGGGGCGCGAAUAAUAAUUUUGUGACCCAGUCAUCGUCGGCUACCCCGUACCAACUUGUGCGCGCCUGACCUGAUCUUAAAACAAGUUUUUUUUUUUCUCUCUGUUGGUGGUGAAGUUUAAAACUAGGGUGAAUGUAUAGCAUGAUGAUGGAGACUGACCUUCAUUCCCCCGGCCCCCAAACGAACACGAGUACGGUGCCAACGGGGCCGAACGGCGGCUCCAAAGCGAGUCAGGAACGCGUGAAGAGACCCAUGAACGCGUUCAUGGUGUGGUCCCGGGGCCAGCGGAGGAAGAUGGCACAGGAGAACCCCAAGAUGCACAACUCGGAGAUCAGCAAGCGCCUGGGCGCCGAGUGGAAGGUGAUGUCCGAGGCGGAGAAGCGUCCCUUCAUCGACGAGGCGAAACGGCUGCGAGCCAUGCACAUGAAGGAGCACCCGGAUUACAAGUACCGGCCGCGGCGGAAGACGAAGACGCUGCUGAAGAAGGACAAAUACUCACUGGCCGGCGGGCUGCUUUCUGGGCCCAGCGGUGGCGUCGGUUUAAGCGUCGGCAUGAGCUCAUCCGGGGUCGGACAGAGGUUAGAGAGCCCCGGGGGUCACGGAGGCUCCGCUGGCUCCGGCUACGCGCACAUGAACGGCUGGGCAAACGGUGCCUACUCAGGGCAGGUGGCCGCAGCUGCUGCGGCCGCUGCGAUGAUGCAGGAAGCGCAGCUCGCCUACAGCCAGCACCCCGGCAGCGGGGCGCACCACCACCACCACCACUCGCACCACCACCACUCUCACAACCCGCAGCCCAUGCACCGCUACGACAUGACAGCCCUGCAAUACAGCCCCAUCUCGAACUCUCAGAGCUACAUGAACGCCUCUCCUUCCAGCUACGGCGGGAUCACCUAUACGCAGCACCAGGGCUCCGGCGUCUCCUCCUCGGCCGCCAUGGGGACGCUGGGGUCGCUGGUGAAGACGGAACCGAGUGUGAGUCCACCCGUCGGCGGCACGCACUCCCGGGGUCCCUGCCCUGGAGACUUGAGGGAGAUGAUAAGCAUGUAUUUACCGACCGGGGAGCCGGGGGACCCGUCCAUGCAGAGCAGACUGCACGCCUUGCCGCAGCAUUACCAGAGCGCCGCGGCUGGAGUGAACGGGACGGUCCCUCUGACGCACAUUUAGAACUGACAGAAAAUACCUGCAAACUGCUACUGAACACAUAACCAAAUAUUUACCUCUUUUCUAAAUAACCCCGCUCCCCAGAGCUCCAUGCAUUUUGUACAGAAUGUUUAUGAUAUUGUAAAUGAAUGGGUAAAUAAUUAUCAUCUCGGCUGUUCCCCCAAGUGGAAAUAUAUAUAACGAAUAUGACGCUGAGAAAUUAAUAAUUGUGCUACCAUCUGUUUGCUCAUCACUUCACACUCUUAUUUGAAGGGGGACGCCAGGUUCCCAUGCAUAGGAGGGUCUUUUAUUUGCUUCAAUUCUCACAUAAUUUUUCAGUUAAGUAAUUGUAAGUUAUUUAAAAGUGAGAAAACGUCAUAUUCAUGAAACAGUGCUUUAAAAGACAUGGAGAAGAACUCAUUCCUUAAAUACUUGUGUUCAUUUGCAGAAGCCUGUGUCUUAGUUCCUUGGAGGUCAUCUCUUUUUAUUGUGACAUUCUAAUUAAUGUAAAUUGUGAAUAAUUUUAAUAUUUCCACAGAAUGACGGACAACCCGCUGUUGUAAUUUAAGCGCUUUUCUGCGGGUGAAAAGCCCCUGAUAUUGCAAUGAAGAAUAAUUGAAUAAAUUUCGCAAGAUGUUGCUUUGAUUCCUAAAAGGGCGGUCUUAGAUUGAUUAUUUAUUCACGUUUUCUGACAAAAGAAUAUUUUCUAGCCGAGUAAAGUAAAAAUACUUCUUUUCGAAUUGCUCCGGCACUUUGAGACCAUUUGUGGAACAAGAGUUUUACUAUGUGUUUUAUCAUUUUUAAGGUAUUACUUUAAUCAGAAUUUUGCUCCCAAAGAAAAAAGGAAUACCCCUUUCCUCUAUUGCACACACAUCCUAAGUAUAUUAUUGUAUAUUUUAAAAGAUUUAAAAUGUAUGUUAUACCCUAAAUUAAGGCUAAUAUCGAUGCUCUCCUCAUAAAAAUGUGCAUGUUUGUUUAAUUUAUGAAAUAAUUUCAUACAGAAAAGGCCUCUGAUAACCACCUGUUAAUUUUCCUAACAUUUCAUGUUGGGGAUUUGGAUUUUUUAAAUUAAAAUUUACAUGGAAUUUUUUCGUUUUCCUCCACUUAAGAG
This is a messenger RNA of Girardinichthys multiradiatus, 2470 nucleotides long. RefSeq names its product SRY-box transcription factor 1a (gene sox1a). The coding region runs from base 352 to 1383 and encodes 343 amino acids. Gene Ontology annotation, biological process: regulation of DNA-templated transcription; anatomical structure morphogenesis; cell differentiation. Gene Ontology annotation, molecular function: DNA-binding transcription factor activity, RNA polymerase II-specific; RNA polymerase II cis-regulatory region sequence-specific DNA binding. The record is from RefSeq and is a predicted model, not a curated record. NCBI's taxonomy places the organism in Eukaryota, Metazoa, Chordata, Actinopteri, Cyprinodontiformes, Goodeidae. The transcript has a single exon.